UGAGAACGCAGCCCGCGCGGAUUUGUACGCGAGAGAACGUCCUCGAGUGUCGGAGUUCCCUGUAAGGCGAAAGGGGCAGAAGGAGGGAGCAGAACUAUUGCUAUGGCUGAGAAACUUGCCAAAAACUUUUCUUCAGAUAAGCAAGACAUGUGUUCAAGCUCACCUAACAUGUUAUUAGAUUCAGAAGAUUCCAAAGAACAACUCUUAGAAGAAUGUGAAAAAAUAUGGAAACAAGUGGAGGAGUGCCAUACUAAAUUAUCUCUUCAAAGUGUUGAAACUCUUCCAGUUUCAGAUCUCAAGCUUUCAUUGUUAGCGAAACGAUUCAAGGCUCUGUCAGCUGAAUUUAACCUAUGGCAAAAAAGAGAGCCAGAAAUAAUUACUACAAAUCCAGAUGUCCUGGUAGCAUUAGGAAGAGACCAGUUGCAGAAAUUAGACCACGAACUUGAAAUGGUGCUAUCAACAGUUAAUGCAAAGAACAAAAAACUAAAGGAAGAUUUUAUAAGGGAACAAAAAUGGUUGGAGGAGCAGGAACAGCUUAUAGAAUGUCUCAACCAAACAGCGGAAAGAAUGAGUAAUUACGUAGUAGAUUUUUCUGAAAAAAGAGCCUUUCAGGAACUGAAAAGUAAAAUGCUAAAAAUAAAAGCUUAUAAGGAAGAUAUUUUGAAUGCAUUGGGAGAUUUCCUUGAUGAGCAUUUCCCACUUCCUGAAAAUAGUGGAACUGCAAAAAAGAAAAGGCAUUCAUCAGAAGAGGAAGACGUGCAGCUCAUAUCAUUACAUGAAAUUUUAGAGAGUCUCAUCAAUAAACUGGUAAACACUCCACAUGAUCCAUAUAUAACAAUCAGUGAUUCAUUUUGGUUACCUUACAUUGAGCUUCUGCUGAGAUAUGGAAUUGCAUUGAGGCACCCAGAAGAUCCAAACAAGAUACGUCUAGAAAAUUUUCACCAAUAGCAAGAUAUUUUAAGAUGAAGGGUGAUUAGCAGAACAGAGUUAACUAAAAAACUCUAAUCUGAGAAUAUCAAGUGGAAAUACUUCAUGUUUUUCAGGCAGAAUCCUACAAUAUUUUUGUAAAGUAGCAUCUAUUGACUCAUUUUUUAAAAGUUUGUGAUUGUCACAAUUCCUUUUUAUGUUUUACUGCUGUUAGUAAAUAAUGUUUGUAUUCUAAAAACUGUUGGUUUUCUUAAGAGAGCAGAUUAAAGGGUUAUUUUAGACAAGUA
Molecule: messenger RNA, 1214 nt
Organism: Crotalus tigris (Tiger rattlesnake)
Lineage: Eukaryota; Metazoa; Chordata; Lepidosauria; Squamata; Viperidae
Gene: CENPK
Product: centromere protein K
Exons: 10
Coding region: 103-948 (281 amino acids)
Biological process (GO): kinetochore assembly; mitotic sister chromatid segregation
Cellular component (GO): nucleus
Source: RefSeq, a predicted model, not a curated record